Molecule: messenger RNA, 1755 nt
Organism: Talaromyces rugulosus
Lineage: Eukaryota; Fungi; Ascomycota; Eurotiomycetes; Eurotiales; Trichocomaceae
Exons: 3
Coding region: 1-1755 (584 amino acids)
Biological process (GO): DNA-templated transcription
Molecular function (GO): zinc ion binding; DNA binding
Source: RefSeq, a predicted model, not a curated record
AUGGGUUGUUCUGGUCGAAAUGAUGGCAUUAUGGACAAGGUGCUUCCAGCUGCAGCAAGAAAGAAUCAUAUAACGAAAAGAAACAGCGAGACCGAUUAUUGGGCAGGCGAGAAGGAUAAUCCGGGGUAUCCAAACAAUGAGUAUCCAACUCAGCAGAGGCAAGGAAAUAUGAACAAAUUAGGGUUUGGAGUCUUUCUUGCCAGCUCUAUGUCUGCAGACAGCAUCUAUACCUCGCCCUAUACAUCGCCACAAGUACGCCAAUUACUGUGCGACAUCUACUUUCGGAAUGUCGAUCCUUUGUUUAAAAUCCUUCAUCAGCCAUCAAUCCAAAAAUUUCUUCGUGAUGGGGAGUGUUAUCUCGACUAUGAGCGGGGCCAUCAAGUACCCGCUACACUCGCCUCCGCUAUUUACUUUGCUGCUGUUUGUUCCCUCGACAACUCAGAAUGCCAGUCUUUCUUUCACAGAGAUAAAAGAACACUAGUAGCAUUGUUACAAAAGAAAACCGAAGCAGCCCUAGUGGAGGCAGACUGUGCUACAUCCAACCACUUGGCUGUCUUACAAGCCUAUGUUCUCUCUCUACUUGCUACUCGUUCCCAGGAUCAAAGCCGGCGAAUAUGGACCAUGCUCAGCAUGGCUCUCCGAAUGGCCCAAGCGCUGUCCUUGCAUAAACCAAACCCUCCAUUUCCUGUAUGCACAUUUGAACAGGAAAUGCGCAGGCGUCUUUGGCUAGCUAUUGGCUUACUGGACGUAUCUGUCUCGCUAAACCGAGCAACUGAGCCAAUGAUGCAGACGGCCUGGUUGCAAUCACAUCCACCUUCUAAUGUAAACGAUGACGAUAUAUGGUUCGACAUGGAUGGGCCAGUCCAGGAACUGGAUGAUAGCAUCUUUACAGAUAUGUCCUUUUCCUUAAUCCUCUCAGCGGCACAAAAUGUUAUCAGAUCUAUCGGCUUCUCUGAGUUUACAGAACCUUCUGUAGAACCCUUGGCCUUGCGCCAUCGUCUUGUUCAUGAUUUCCAACAGACAGCUUCAAGGUUGCUCCGUGGGUGCAUGCCAGACUCAGAGACUUUCCAUUGGUACACGAAAAAUUCUACACGGACCAUCAAUGCAUGGUUACAGCUAAUCUCCUUUCGACCAUUGCUAAGGAGUAGGGGCUUCGUACCUCCUACAGUUCCUGGAGAUUAUGUGCUUAGAUUGGCCGCUGAAACCUUUCAAAGGAUGCAGGAGGUAUAUAGUGACCCCCGAGCAUCUGCGUGGCGAUGGUUUGAAUGCAUGUGGAUUCCGUGGCACGGACUUGCUGUGGCCAUGGCGGAGCUACGCGUGUGCGAAGAUCCGGUCGCUAUGGCACAAUAUUAUCCUAUAGUCGAGCAGGUCUAUUCUGGAUCGAGCUCACUCAUCAAUGAUACACAGAGUGGAAUUAUACGAAAGCCUAUGGAAAACCUGAUGAGCGAGACGAGGGCCAAAAAAAGUGAACUCUUAGAUCAUCGUGGUGUCGGUGGAUUGACAACACAAACCUCGUGUGGCAGCUCUUCAAAUGAGAUUGAUCUUGCAGGAUUUGAAGUUCGGUCGCUCACGAGCCUUCCAUUGGGCUUGAAGCCAAUUGCCAAUUCCCACGAACAAAUCCCUUACGAUACGGACCCUUCCAUUUUACCCAAAUAUGGCCAAAUGUAUGGAACGAGUUGGAUCUUGGUGACUUGGGGUUUAAUAAUGAGGGUAACACGUCUUGGAAAAGUUACGAGAACUUCAUUCAUGAUUUAA